AUGCCAUCCCGUGGUCAUGCAUUUGCAAUGGCUGUGGUUGCUGCAGCCAUUGCUAUGCUACUUGUUGCUGUGAUUUUCUUCUACUUGAAAAAAUUUGCUUGCUCUUGGCAUUACCACCAUAGACACAGAGUUGCAGCGAGUUUUCGAAGAGAAGCAGGAUUUAACCAAGAGGAUAUAAGGAAAGUUAAUAAUAUGAAAGGGUUACUUGCUGAAGAAAAUGGGAUUGAUAUUCUGUAUAUGGUGGAAACACAAGGAAGGCAUUUCAAAACUAGUUUCCCAACUAGAAUAUUCAAUCCGAGUUAUGAAGAUAAUGAAGAAAAGGAAGAAGAAGAAAAGAGAAUAGAUGUAUUGGUUCAAAGAUCUAUGCAUUAUGAGACUCAAGAGGUUCCAUUGCUAUGUGAAUCUCCAGGUUCAGGUUUGAUGAUUCAUGAGGAUUUAGUUAAACCACCACCACCACCACCUAAAGGAAAAGCCAACAUGGAAAACAACACCUUAGAGGUUGCAGAAUCAAGAGAGAAGGGUGCUAGCCAAACAAGACUCAAACCUCUACAUUGGGAUAAGGUUGUAGCUAAUGUUGAUCAUUCUACAGUGUGGGAUCACAUCAAUGAUGGCUCUUUCAGGUUUGACAAUGAACUCAUAGAAACACUCUUUGGAUACUCAACCAAGAACCAAACCAAUGAAAGAAACCUAUGUCAUGCAUCUUCUGCUCAGUUAUUCCUUGUGGACCCUAGAAAAUCCCAAAACACAUCAAUUGUGCUAAGGUCUCUUGCAAUUUCUCACAAGGAAAUUAUGGACGCGCUCGAUGAUGGACAAGGAAUCAGUCUUGAGACACUUGAAAAACUUACUAAGAUAGCUCCUACACAAGAAGAAGAAGCCAAAAUCAUCCAAUUCAGUGGAAAUCCAGAUAAACUUGCUCAUGCUGAUUCAUUCCUCUACUGCAUCCUCAAAGCGGUUCCAACAGCAUUCAUUCGCCUGAAAGCAAUGCUUUUCAGAUCAAAUCAUGAUUUUGAAGCCGUUCAGCUUAAAGAAAACUUACAAACGCUUGAAAAGGGUUGCAAGGAGAUGAGGGCUAGUGGCCUAUUACUGAAGUUUCUUGAGGCAAUUCUCAAAGCUGGAAACCGGAUGAAUGCCGGAACUUCUAGGGGAAAUGCACAAGGUUUCAACCUAAGUGCUCUUAGGAAGCUUCCUGAUGUGAAAAGCAUUGAUGGGAAGACUAGUUUGCUACACUUCAUUGUAGAGCAGGUGGCUCAGUCAGAAGGAAGAAGAGAAGCUAUGAAUCAAAAGCAUAACAUUCCCAAAAUCAAUAGUGAUAUAAGCAACUCCAAUGAAAACAAUAAUAGCCUUGUGCAACAUGAGACAGAGAAAGAGUAUCUGAUGCUUGGUUUACAAGUGUUAUUGGGAGGUAUAAAGGAUGAGUUAUCUGAAGUAAAGAAAGCAGCAAUAAUUGAUCAUCAGAAUUUCAUUAGGAUGUUAUACAUUCUCAAUGCUCGUGUAAGCGAAAUUCGAGAGAUUGUAACCAAAUGUUGUGGCGACAACAAUGAGAGAGGUGGAUUUCUUAAGGAAAUGAAAGGGUUUGUCGAGGAAUGUGAGGAGGAGCUUAAAGUUGUGAAAGAUGAACACCUUAGGAUCAUGGAGCUUGUGAAGAAAACCAAUGAGUAUUAUCUAGGAGGCGGAGGAGGAUCAAACCCCUUUGAACUGUUUCUUAUUGUGAGAGAUUUUGUUGACAUGGUGAAUGAGGUUUGCAGUGAUCUCAGAAGGAAGAUAGAAAAGAAGAAUGUAGGAGGAGGAGAAGGUGCAUCAACAACACCACCUCUUUCACCCUCAAAGAAAGCACCACUCAGGUUCCCAAAGUUUGAUUUGCACUUUCUAUCAAACAUGUCAAGUGCAACAUCAUGUUCUAGCCUAUCAGAUGAUGAUUUCUGAAGCAGGGUUUUAUGCAUUUGUAUCAAUUUGUUUAACGCAAAAUCUUUAACUAUGUAAA
Arachis duranensis is the source of this 1981-nucleotide messenger RNA. RefSeq names its product formin-like protein 8. Gene Ontology annotation, molecular function: actin filament binding. Gene Ontology annotation, biological process: actin cytoskeleton organization; actin nucleation. Bases 1 to 1923 code for a protein of 640 amino acids. The transcript is spliced from 2 exons. NCBI's taxonomy places the organism in Eukaryota, Viridiplantae, Streptophyta, Magnoliopsida, Fabales, Fabaceae. The record is from RefSeq and is a predicted model, not a curated record.